ACACCGUUGUACUUUGGUGUUAACAUACAACUUGAUACUAAGAAAAAUAAUUAAAUAUGACGACUAUAUUUCAUUUUGUAAUUCUUUUAAUUCUGUGCUCUUUGUUUUAUGUUAUUGGAGCGUACAACAGACCACAUCUGUCCAAUGCGAUUUUGUACGAAAUAAAAUCUAAUGAUAACGGCGACUUUUGUGAGACCAAUACGACCGUCACCGUGGAUUCAGGAAAAAUAAUGGUCAAGAUCUAUGGGAACUACGAUAAACUGGAUCAUGUUUGGUGCCAAAACCUUUUGCACGAAGAAGGUGAAAAACCUGAAUCAUUUUUAAUAAAAUCUGCUUUUCGUGAAUACGAAAACCCAAAGGAAGCCAUAGCUACUAUA
Molecule: messenger RNA, 377 nt
Organism: Hyposmocoma kahamanoa
Lineage: Eukaryota; Metazoa; Arthropoda; Insecta; Lepidoptera; Cosmopterigidae
Exons: 3
Source: RefSeq, a predicted model, not a curated record